AUGAAAGAGCAUGACCACGAAGAAUUUUACGAAUUCACUCGUAUGUGGCCGCAUAAAUUCGAGCAGUUAGUUGAACUUGUGUCACCAUUUUUACUAAAUGCUCAAAAUUGCAUAAGAAAACCUUUACCUACUGGUUUACGUGUUACUUUAACACUGUCUUAUCUUGCUCAUGGAAAUGCUGUGCGAACACAAUCAUGGGAUUAUCGAGUAGGAAGAUCCACAGUUUAUAAAAUUAUUCCGGAAGUAUGUGAGGCUAUAUGGAACGCCCUUCAUCCUACGUAUCUCCCAUAUAUGAGUCAAGAAAAAUUGAUCAAAGUGGCUGAAGAAUUUUAUUUAAAGUGGCAAUUUCCCAAUUGUGUUGGAGCAGUAGACGGGAAACAUAUAAAAAUACGUUGCCCUCCAAACUCUGGAUCAGAGUUUUUUAACUAUAAACAAUAUUUCAGUAUUGUUCUUAUGGCAACUUGUGAUGCUCAAUUUAAAUUUACUUGGGUUGACAUUGGUCAAUAUGGAUCUAUAAGUGAUGGUGGUGUGUGGAGCAGGUCCAAAUUUGGAAUAUAA
Messenger RNA from Vollenhovia emeryi, 558 nucleotides. RefSeq lists its product as uncharacterized. Bases 1 to 558 code for a protein of 185 amino acids. The record is from RefSeq and is a predicted model, not a curated record. The transcript has 3 exons. NCBI's taxonomy places the organism in Eukaryota, Metazoa, Arthropoda, Insecta, Hymenoptera, Formicidae.